AUGUCUGACCCAGACGCCACAACUCCGCGUGUCUUCCUCAUCUGUCACGGUGAGACCGAAGAUACCAAAAACGGCCUCUUCCCAGGGGGAACCGACCCUGAACUCACCCCAGCAGGGGAAAGCCAAGUGGUGGCCACCCGUAUCAAGCUCGUUGGCCCUGGCAAGCUGAUCGAUCCAGCAAACGUCGCUCAGGCAUGGAUUAGCCCGCGGAAACGAGCCAGGCGUACCUUUGAGCUCCUCUUCGCAGACGGUCGUCAUGGCAAUGAUCUGAGAAUUCCAUUCAAGGCUACCCUAACAGAAUAUAUCGCAGAGUGGGACUUUGGCAGAAUUGCACUUUUCGGUAAGAGGCAGAUUCGUGAAUUGCAGAACCAGGUCUGGGACAUCGAUUGGGACGACGGGGCUGAUUUGCGCGAGGGCGAGUACGAUCUGCCCCACUCGUGCCCUGUUUAA
Molecule: messenger RNA, 450 nt
Organism: Bacidia gigantensis
Lineage: Eukaryota; Fungi; Ascomycota; Lecanoromycetes; Lecanorales; Ramalinaceae
Exons: 2
Coding region: 1-450 (149 amino acids)
Biological process (GO): ribose phosphate biosynthetic process
Molecular function (GO): sedoheptulose-bisphosphatase activity
Source: RefSeq, a predicted model, not a curated record